AUCAUCAAGUUUUGUGUGCUUUUAAAACGAUCUGCACAGUCUGGCAUAUUUGGAGGAACAAGAGGAAAUAUUAAAAGAAUGUGGCCGGAGAAUGUGGGUAUCUUAGCGAUUGAGAUUAUUUUCCCGUAUCAAUACGUCGAUCAAACAGAAUUGGAAGAAUAUGAUGGGGUAUCGGCUGGCAAAUAUACAAUUGGCUUAGGCCAAGACAAAAUGGGUUUCUGCUCGGAUCGUGAAGAUGUAAAUUCUUUAUGUCUCACGGUUGUUUCGCGACUGCUUGAAAGGCAUCGCAUUGAGCCUAUCGAAAUCGGCCGAUUAGAAGUCGGAACUGAGACUAUUGUUGACAAAUCGAAAUCGGUAAAGUCAGUACUAAUGCAGUUAUUUGCUGAUAGCAAUAAUACGGAUAUCGAAGGUAUUGAUACCACAAAUGCUUGUUAUGGCGGAACGGCGGCCUUAUUCAAUUCAAUCAACUGGAUUGAAUCGUCCAGCUGGGACGGCCGUUACGCUUUGGCGGUGUGCGCGGAUAUAGCGGUCUACGCAAAAGGCCCUGCGCGGCCUACAGGUGGUGCAGGUGCAAUUGCUAUGCUUUUGGGACCAAAUGCUCCUCUUACUUUCGAAAGAGGUUUAAGAGCCACACAUAUGACACACGUGUAUGAUUUCUAUAAGCCUGAUCUAAGUUCCGAAUAUCCAACAGUCGAUGGCAAAUUAUCGAUUCAGUGUUACCUGUCAGCCUUAGAUAAAUGCUAUCAGCUGUAUCGUAAGAAAUUUGAAAAGAAAUAUCCAUAUGCUGAAAUCUUAGGUUUGGAUAAUUUUGAUGCUCUACUAUUUCAUACGCCUUUCUGUAAACUUGUACAGAAAUCGGUAGCUCGAUUAGUGUUUAAUGAUUUCCUUUUAAUGGCGGAUGAGGCAAAACGUGGAAUUAUUUAUCCAGGCUUAGAGCGUUUCAAUAAAGCCACCUUUGAGGCAACUUAUUUUAAUCGUGAUAUAGAGAAAGCUUUUAUGACACAAUUUGCUAAUGUGUUUGAAAAUAAAACCAAGAAAUCUUUACUGGUAGCUAAUCAAGUUGGCAACAUGUAUACUCCCUCGGUAUAUUCAGGACUCAUAUCGUUGCUGGUGAAUUCAAAACCCGAUCAGCUGGUAGGCAAACGUAUUGGAGUCUUUUCGUACGGAUCGGGACUGGCGGCAUCUAUGUACUCAUUGAAAGUAACAAAAAGUACGGCAGUCUUAGAACAGUUCAUGGAAAAACUUGACCAUAUUGUGCCAAUGCUUAAUGUGCGCAAAAAAGUUAAACCAGAAAUAUUUGCUGAACUUAUGGAGAUACGGGAGAAAAAUAAUCAUGCUGCGCCCUACACACCAACCGGCAGCAUUAAUGCCCUAUUCCCGGGGACCUACUACCUCAAAAGUGUCGAUGAAAUGCAUCGGCGCACUUACGAACGCACACCGCUUAUAUCCAAUGGAGCACACUGAGCAUGGAACAAUUUUAAGGCUGCACAACAUCGUUAAAAUAUAAUAAUUUAAAACUUUGAUAGCUAUAGCAGUAUAGUAAUAAGCUAUCGAGACAUUUAUGUUUAUAAGUUUUUUUUUUUUUUAAUUUUAAGAAGUGAAAAUGGGAAGUCGGAGGUUGGGAAGAAUAUUGUAUAUAUCUACGCUUGUGUACAUUUAAGAAAACACUUUUAUAUUGCAAAUUGGAUUUUGAUUAUUGGUCAUGGUUUCUCAUCUCUUUCUAUUCUAUGUUUCCUUGUCUCUCUAGCAAAACGAACAUGUUAAUGAAAUACAUAAACUCGACAAUAAUUUCUCUUGCGUUGUAUCGUAAUAAUGUGAAAAGUUCGAAGAGCUUAAAUAAAUGAAGAACAAAAUAAAAAGAAA
Messenger RNA from Glossina fuscipes, 1863 nucleotides. Its product is annotated as hydroxymethylglutaryl-CoA synthase 1. The transcript is spliced from 2 exons. The record is from RefSeq and is a predicted model, not a curated record. NCBI's taxonomy places the organism in Eukaryota, Metazoa, Arthropoda, Insecta, Diptera, Glossinidae. The coding region runs from base 79 to 1464 and encodes 461 amino acids. Gene Ontology annotation, biological process: acetyl-CoA metabolic process. Gene Ontology annotation, molecular function: hydroxymethylglutaryl-CoA synthase activity.